This is a messenger RNA of Diaporthe citri, 1581 nucleotides long. RefSeq lists its product as uncharacterized. The record is from RefSeq and is a predicted model, not a curated record. The coding region runs from base 1 to 1581 and encodes 526 amino acids. Gene Ontology annotation, molecular function: oxidoreductase activity; FAD binding. Lineage: Eukaryota; Fungi; Ascomycota; Sordariomycetes; Diaporthales; Diaporthaceae. The transcript has 2 exons.
AUGGACGAGGAUCUUUGCUCACAAGUCCGCGAGAACUACGGGUCGCCCGCUUUUCGUGCGGGGGAGGCCGGGGCGACGAUGAACGCACAGGACGACGCCUGUCUCUCUUUCCCGGAGGAUCAAUGCCUUCUAGACAACACAGCUAGUCCGGCGUCGCUCCCAGCCGCGAACAGCUCGUGUAACCAGGGCAACCUUGGUUCCUACGUCCUCGAAGUGCAAGAUGAGAAGGAUAUCAUUGCUGCGUUCGACUUGGCUCGCCAUUACAGGGUCCCUCUCUCAAUAAAGAAUACCGGCCACGACUACAUGACACGCAACACUCGGAAGGGGUCACUUACACUCUGGGUACAUAACCUACAAGAGAUGGCUUACCAUGAGUCGUUCACACCGGAUGGGUGCCAUGUGGAUGAUACCGAUCACGUCUACGGCACAAGUCUCACCAUCGGAACCGGUGUAAGCAGCGACGAUGCCACAGCCUUCGCGACAGAUCACAAUUCCACGAUACUUGUUGGUUCCUCGCCCACCGUUUCGGUGUCUGGAGGCUGGGUGCUCGGUGCGGGACAUAGCGUCCUGUCGCCCGUCUAUGGUCUAGGUAUUGAUCGAGUGGUUCAGUUUACCAUUGUGACCCCCGAUGGGAUUCUCCGGACAGCAAAUGCUUGCCAGAACACCGACCUGUUUUGGGCUCUGAGGGGUGGCGGCGGCGGAACAUUUGGAGUCGUCCUUGACGCCACGCAUCGUGUCGAGCCUGUGAUGCCAAUCGCAGUUGCUGACAUGAGGCUUCCCUCAAACGCAUCGCAAGACACCGCGUUGGAGUGGAUCGCUCUUCAAGCUCAGCACGGGUUGUCCUUCGGACGUCAAGGCUGGGGCGGCCACGCAGCUGGAUCGUAUCUGACGCACGUGAACCCGUUGCCGGAGAUCGCGAACCUGAGCGACGGAGGAGCCGCAGCCAGAAACAGCGUGAAAGUUGCAAGUGAUUUCAUAUUGUCAAACGGAGGGACAAGCACGGUCGAAGUGCUGCCGUCGUGGAAUGAAGCAUGGCAGAAGUAUAUAAAGCCUGCUGCCCGGCCAGUCGGGUCCAUUCAGAUUAUAGGCAGCCGCCUCUGGCCUCAGGCUAUGUUCGAAACGCAGGAGGGCAUCGAUGCCAUCAUGGGUUACGCAAGAAAUUUGUCCCAACUCGGCUCCAGCCCUUCAAGGGCUUAUGUGCCAGCGGACAUGCCUUUCUUGGUUGAAGGAAGCGAGGUCGGUUACGAUACGAACACCUCGACUCAUCCCGCAUGGUACUCAGCCCUCUGGAUCUACGGCGGCGUUGCCUCAAUGGCGUGGAACAGCACCUACGAGGAGCGCCUGGAGGCCGUAGUCAACUUGACAAGAUGGACAGAGUUGGCCGAGGAAGUGAUUGGCCCUGGAGGAGGGGCGUACGUCCACGAGUCAAGUGUGUUCACGAAAGACUGGCAGAAAUCGUAUUGGGGUGACAAUUACGACCGCCUGUUAAAGGAGAUCAAGAACAAGUACGACCCGGACUCGCUGCUAAACUGCUGGAAAUGUGUAGGGUUCAAGGAGGCGAGUAUCAGCAGCGAAGAAUGA